This is a messenger RNA of Neodiprion virginianus, 873 nucleotides long. Its product is annotated as nematocyst expressed protein 3-like. Lineage: Eukaryota; Metazoa; Arthropoda; Insecta; Hymenoptera; Diprionidae. The coding region runs from base 98 to 691 and encodes 197 amino acids. The transcript is spliced from 3 exons. The record is from RefSeq and is a predicted model, not a curated record.
CAGUAGUGUGUUCUUGAUUCUUCCGUAUUUCGACCCAUUGAGAACGCGGCUUCUCCGUAGAUCGUAUCAUCGCAUCUUAUCCCGCAAAUAAUUCAUCAUGAGGUUCAUCUUCUUUCUUGCCCUCACUGUUGGUCUCGCUAACGUUGCUCGGUCUGACGGAUUAUUUGACACGAUACUCAAGUGGUGGGUCGACUUGUUAGGAUUGUCUACUGACAACGAUGACACGGAUUACAAGGAGCUGGUCAGUUGGCUCGAAGAAUAUUCCGGAGAAGAAGAAACCGAAGAGACAGGUUCAACAAGUAAACCCUCAAGCUCACCACCGCCGCCAUUCGCUUACAUUCCGCAGCAACAGCCGAUGCCACCUUACAAUUACGGACAAGCGAUGCCCUUUCCACCGCCCUUCUACAACCCCUACCAACAACAGUCGCCAUAUUACCCUGGUCUUCAACCGAUCCCGAUAGCUCCACCGGCCGGAUCACUUCCGACUGCUUCUUCUUCUUCGAGUGUUCGGAGUACUUCGACGGAAGCGCCGACCGCGGCGAGUACGACAACCACUACUACCACGACUCAAGCACCAACCACAGUGAAAGCGGUGACGACUGAAGCGCCGGCGGCAAACUCAUCAACUAAUGCGACUACCGCUGCUCCGGCAAAAGCUAACGCUACUGCUGCUACUAAUAGUACCGGUUAAAUAGUAUGCGGUUUUUCAAGUGUAGUAAGAGGUGUGUGAUGUGUUAUGGACAUGAUGAAGUAAUUUCAGGAGGGUCCAAUGUCUACAUCUUUCCAUUAAAAAUUGCUUAAACCCGUUCAUUUUAAAAUGAAAAUAUUGACUCAAAAUAUGUUUGUUUGAGUAAAGAAACACUUUUUGGACGA